AAUACUUAAUUAAUUAAAUAUUUAUCAAGCAUAAACAAACUUUAUUAUUUAUACAAAAUACAUGCUUAUGUUAAGUUAACGGCAAUAAACUAGCGUGCUGUUAAGUCUGUUAUCAGUUAUUCCAAGGGCUGUUAGCGCAGUCAGCUGUUGUAGUACCGAAUAUUUUCUAGCAACGUAAACAUAAAAAAUACGUCCUGGUGAAUCUGGCCACGAAUUGAUCGAUCGGCAUUAGUCACCUGUCCGCUGUACGCACAUCAUGCUGAAGGCCGUGAUCCUGAUCGGCGGUCCCCAAAAGGGCACCCGUUUUCGCCCUCUUUCUCUGGACACGCCCAAACCGCUUUUUCCCCUGGCCGGUCGUCCUUUAAUCGCUCAUCAUAUAGAGGCCUGUGCCCAAUUACCGGACCUCCGGGAGAUCCUGAUUAUCGGUUACUAUCCACAGACCCAGAUGGAGGGAUUUGUGGGCGACAUGCAGACCUUAUACAGCAGCAGCAACAUCAAUAUCAGGUAUCUUCAAGAGUUCACUGCCUUAGGAACUGCAGGUGGAAUGUACCACUUCCGGGAUCAAAUAAGAGCUGGAAAUCCACGUGCCUUCUUUGUUCUCAACGGAGACGUCUGCGCUGAUUUUCCAUUGCAGGAACUAUGCGAGUUCCAUGAGAAGCGUCCAUCGAGUGCUCUCGUGACCAUCAUGUCCACGGAGGCAACGCGCCAGCAAUCGCUGCAUUAUGGAUGUCUGGUUUUUGAUAGGAGUAGCGGAGCUGUCUCCCAUUAUGUGGAAAAACCAAGCUCCUAUGUGUCCACUUUCAUCAACUGCGGAGUGUAUGUCUGCUCUAUGGAUAUAUUCACUGUAUUGGCUCAGAUUUUCCACUCAAGGGGCCAGGAAUACGGCUGCCAGGGAUUCUGCAAUGGAAACGGAAAUGGAAAUGGAAGAGAGCAAGGCCAUAUCAAAUGGGAGCAGGAAGUGCUCACUCCGCUAGCUGGAACUGAUAAGCUCUUCGCCAUGCCGGUGCCUAAUUGGUGGUCCCAGUUGAAGACAGCCGGAUCGGCCAUCUACGCCAACCGUCACUACUUGGGCCUGUAUAAGAAAACGCAUCCGGAGAGAUUGGCCAAUGUGGGAACCAAACGUGGAGAAGGAGACGGCAGCUUGAUAUGCACAGUUUUCCCCGAUGUCUAUGUGCAUCCCAGUGCCACUGUUCAUCACAGCGCAGUGCUUGGACCCAAUGUGGCUAUAGGACCUGGAGUGACAAUUGGCCCAGGUGUCCGCAUUCGUGAAUCGAUUGUUUUAGAGCAGGCACAAAUCCUAGACCACACGCUUGUCCUUCAUUCGAUUGUGGGCAGGGGUUCCACCAUCGGAGCUUGGGCACGCGUCGAGGGCACACCCAGUGAUCCGGAUCCUAACAAGCCUUUUGCUAAAAUGGAAAACCCACCGCUUUUCAACAACGAAGGAAAGUUAAAUCCUUCGAUUACCAUAUUGGGCUGUUUCGUGCAGGUGCCCGCCGAGAAGAUCCUACUGAACAGCAUUGUACUGCCGCACAAGGAGCUUAGUCGCAGCUUUAAGAACGAGAUCAUCUUGUGAUGAUGAUUACUAAAUAUUUUCGGUCUUUAUCCUUAUCAGUAGCCAUUUUAUAUAUUUGUAUUGUGCAAUAUUCCAAAAAUCUAUCUAUUAAAUGUGCCCUUACUCUUGCA
Drosophila eugracilis is the source of this 1683-nucleotide messenger RNA. RefSeq names its product mannose-1-phosphate guanyltransferase alpha (gene Gmppa). Bases 257 to 1573 code for a protein of 438 amino acids. Lineage: Eukaryota; Metazoa; Arthropoda; Insecta; Diptera; Drosophilidae. The transcript is spliced from 4 exons. Gene Ontology annotation, cellular component: cytoplasm. The record is from RefSeq and is a predicted model, not a curated record. Gene Ontology annotation, biological process: biosynthetic process.